Messenger RNA from Acanthamoeba castellanii str. Neff, 2025 nucleotides. RefSeq names its product Phosphatidylinositol4-phosphate 5-Kinase. The transcript is spliced from 10 exons. The record is from RefSeq and is a predicted model, not a curated record. Gene Ontology annotation, molecular function: phosphatidylinositol kinase activity. Gene Ontology annotation, biological process: phosphatidylinositol metabolic process. Lineage: Eukaryota; Discosea; Longamoebia; Acanthamoebidae. Bases 1 to 2025 code for a protein of 674 amino acids.
AUGGAGGCGCCACGCGUUGGUGGCGGUACGCGCUACUGCGGGGGUUGCGGGGCGCCGUGUCCCGCCCACAGCAAGUACUGCACGUCGUGCGGCACGCCUCUAUCGGCCUCCGGUGGUCCCACACUGGGUCCACCGACGCCCACCUCGUCGUCGCCGUCGCCGGGUGGGGGCUGGUGGGCGGAGGUGCGCCUGCGCAGCGCCGGCAAGUCGACUCCUGCUUCGACCGCCGGCGGCCCCGACGCCCGGAGCGCCACCACCACCACCAGCAGCACCAGCAGCGCCGCGAGUUGCAGCAACGGCGCCACGCACUCGCCGGCCUCGCGCCCGCCGGUAGGCCCCCGCGGGCGGCAGCUCAGCCCGGUGGCCUCCUCCUACGCCUCGUCCUCGUCCUCGUCGUCGGGCCGUGGCCACGUGGGACCACCCUCGUCGUCCUCCUCCCCGUCGGGGGCACUCCUGUGGCCGUACCUCGCACACCCUACGCGGCUCUUCUUCUUCUUCUUCUUUUUGGCACUUAUCAUCGCACACGCCGCACACACACCCACCAGACCAAACGGAGCCGGUCGGCAGCUGAAGCGUACGCAUUCGGCGGGCAACGUGCGGGAAGAGGCGACGGCAUCAUCGUCGACAUCGUUCGUUUCCUCCUCGUCGUCGUCGGUAUCCACGACGACCACCGCCGCCGCCGCCAAGCCCGCGAGCGGGGGCGGUGGGAAGGUGGCCUCGAGGUGGCCUCCGGUGGCCACCUACGCGACCAUGCGCCCCGCGCGGGCUGCCCCCACCGCGACCGUGUCGGCGCGUGCCCCGUCCGGAUGGACUCGCAACCGCAACCCCUCCCUCGUCUCUUCCGCGUCAUCGUCGUCGUCAUCAUCAUCGUCGCCUUCUUCCUCCUCCUCUUUCUCUUCGCCCUCUGCGUCGUACCACGCGCCACCACGACCUCCGCGAACUGCGCCACCGACGUCACCCUCCCCGCCGCCAGCAUCGGCAUCGGCAUCGGCAGCGACCGCACGAACAACCUCGCCCUCCACCGCCGCGCGUGCGGAGGAGCGGCAGGGGCAGGGUCCGGAGCAGGCCAAGCCGCAGGAGGCCGGGCAGGCGCUGUGGGCCAAGGUGCAGGUGGGGCUCCGUGCGGCCAUCGACGACGCGCGGCGGCGCGGCGGGUCGAGCGGAUCGGCCGAUCUGUUCACGCCCGCGCAGGCCCAGGAAAAGCACACGCUCGCCCUCCGCUCCCACAACGACUCCUUUUCCUUCCGCCAAUACGAGCGCGCUGAGCUGGGCUUCCAGGGCAAGAGCGGGAGCUUCCUGUUCGUGAGCGGCGACGAGCGGCUGGUGAUCAAGACCAUCAGCGUCACCGAGUCCAAGUACCUCCGCAAGAUCCUCCUCGCCUACUACGAGCACACCACCCACCCCACGGAGAAGUCGUUCCUCGUGCGCUUCGUGGGCAUGUACAGAAUCCAGGCCACCGAGCAGGCGACGAUAUUGGUGAUGACGAACGCAUUUGGUACCGCGGAGCGCAUCGACGAGCGAUACGACCUCAAGGGCUCCACUCUCGGACGUAAAACGCUGUUUUCGUGUAAAUUGGACACGCCGGUGGCGAGCCUGAUGCUCAAGGACCUCGAUCUGGUGGAUCGCUUCCGCAUCAAGCUCGGCCGGGAGCGCAAGAAACGCUUCCUGCACAUCCUCACCUACGACGCCGAGUUCCUGGAGAGGUUCGGUAUCAUCGACUACUCGCUGCUGCUCGGGGUGCACUUCGUGGACGUCUCGGAGGAGCACAAGCGACCCCGCGGACCGCUCGGCGCGGACGUGCUCCACGCCGAAGACGGCGGCAUCUGGUCCUCCAACGACCAACGCGAGGCCCUCCGCGCCAUCUACUACUGCGCGGUGAUCGACAUACUGCAGCCGUACAACAUGCGCAAGCAGCUGGAGCACAACCUCAAGUCGGUGGUGCACGACAAGCAGGCCAUCUCCGUGUGUCCGCCCACCCUCUACGUCUCUCGAUUUCUCCACUUCAUCGGCACCUACAUCGAGUGA